Messenger RNA from Dromiciops gliroides (monito del monte), 1090 nucleotides. RefSeq names its product aminoacylase 3 (gene ACY3). Lineage: Eukaryota; Metazoa; Chordata; Mammalia; Microbiotheria; Microbiotheriidae. Bases 23 to 1090 code for a protein of 355 amino acids. Gene Ontology annotation, molecular function: hydrolase activity, acting on ester bonds; aminoacylase activity. The transcript has 7 exons. The record is from RefSeq and is a predicted model, not a curated record.
UGCCUGUCCUUAUGGAGAGCCCAUGAAUGUUGGACAGCCUUUAAGACCCAUUCUCAAACCUGCAGCUUCCAGAGAGCAGGAACCUCGCCCAAGGAGGGAGCAACCAGGGGUGGACAGACCAAGCCCAGGUACAAACUACAGGAUGUACUCAACACUCUCCACCAGGCAUCACCUGAGCCGCGUGGCUGUGGUGGGGGGCACCCAUGGGAAUGAGCUCUCAGGUGCCUACCUGGUGAAGCACUGGCUACAGGACCCUUCCGAGCUGCAGAGGAGGACCUUCACAGCCACUCCCUUCCUGGCCAACCCCAAAGCCACCGAGCGCUGUGUGCGCUAUAUAAACCAGGACCUGAACAGAAGCUUCCAAAGGCCCUUCCUCACCUCCAAGGGUGAGCAGGAUGAACCCUAUGAGGUGAGACGGGCCCAGGAGAUCGACCAGCUCUUUGGUCCAAGAGGCUCGGCCAAUGCCUUCGACUUCAUCUUCGAUCUUCACAACACAACCUCCAACAUGAAGGCCUGCCUGAUCUUGGACUCUGAGAAGAGUGUCUUCAUCAUGCACAUGUCGCACUAUAUCCAGAAGCACAUCCCAGGCACGUGUUCAAUAUGUCUGCAUGGUUGUCCUGAACCAGAAAGGUUUGACCUCAUGUCAGUUGCCAAGAAUGGCCUGGCCCUGGAAGUGGGCCCCCAGCCUCAUGGGGUGCUUCGAGCUGAUGUUUUGUCUCUGGUGAGAGCUCUGUUGGCUUGUGGUCUGGACUUCAUUGACCUCUUCAACCAGGGGACCUCAUUCCCUGCCUUUGACAUCGUGGCUUAUAAGCUCCUAGAGCCGGUGGAUUUCCCUCGGUCUCCCCGGGGAGAAUUGUUAGGAUUUGUCCACCCCCAGCUCCAGGACAAAGAUUUCCUUCCUCUGAAGCCAGGAGACCCCAUUUUUCAGCUCUUCAGUGGGGAGGAGAUCUUCUACGAGGGGGAGGCCACCAUCUACCCAGCAUUCAUCAAUGAGGCUGCCUACUAUGAGAAAAGAGCAGCCUUCUUCAAGAUGGAGAAAUGCACAUUCUCUAUCCCACCUUUAGAGGCUCCAGCAGCAUCAGCCCCCUGA